AUGGGCCCUGACCUCUCUCUGUGCACCGACUCUUCCGUGCGCUCUGGGUCAACAUCUUCGCUGCCAUUACUGCUACGCGUCCUUUCCAAACUACGGCCUCUCCACCCUCCAACAGCCCAAGAGAGCCUCGGCCAAGGGGAACGAAAUGCCAGAACUCUCCGAGGUUCUCCCAGACCCAAGCUGGACUUCGCUAACCCUCCUGGGCGUGGCCAGGGCUCCGGCUAUGGCCCCGCCCCUGGACAUGGCUCCGCCUCCGAGCAAGGUCCCGCCCUCCUCUCCCCGCUGCUCUUCGGCUUUCAGAGACCAAGAGCGGACUGGCGGUUGCCCGCAGACCAUCGGCGGGCCUCUUUGUUGCCCUUUCAUUGGAGGAUUACACACAGCUCCCGCUGGAUAGCACAGGUAUUGGCCUCUGAGCUCAGCCUGGUUGCCUUGGUGCUUCUGCUAGUCAUGGUCUUCUCCAAAAAAUGGUUGUACCCCUCUGGGAGCCGCUACUACCAGCGCUGGCCCAGGAAUGUCAGCAAUAGAAUCUACACAUCGGCCCAUAUUAUGUCCUUGGGGCUUCUGCACUUCUGCAAAUCCAGGAGCUGUUCCAACUUAGACAACGAGAUCGUCACCUUCAUUUUCUUCACCCUCUUGUUGUUCCCCAUUAACCUCUGGAUCUUCGAGUUGGAGGGGAACAUAUCAAUCCCCAUUGGCUGGAGCUAUUUCAUUGGUUGGCUGGUGUUUGUCCUAUAUGUCACCUGUGCGAUCCUUUGCCACUUCAACCACAAAAGUUUCUGGAGACUGAUUCUGAGCCAUCCCUCUGAGGGUGCCACAUCCAGCGGUAGCAAUUCCAGCUUAAUCCAAGAAUCUCCAAGCAAGCAGGCUUUCACAGACUCCUCUCUCAACCAGGAGGAAGCCCUGGGUACCGAGAACAAGAGUACACACCCAUAA
Nycticebus coucang (slow loris) is the source of this 933-nucleotide messenger RNA. RefSeq names its product outer dense fiber of sperm tails 4 (gene ODF4). The record is from RefSeq and is a predicted model, not a curated record. The transcript is spliced from 5 exons. Gene Ontology annotation, cellular component: plasma membrane. Bases 1 to 933 code for a protein of 310 amino acids. NCBI's taxonomy places the organism in Eukaryota, Metazoa, Chordata, Mammalia, Primates, Lorisidae.